AUGUUGGCAGUGGCGGCAGUAGUAAGCUCUGCAGUUCAACAUAACUACGCGGAUGCUUUGUCGAAGAGUAUAUUGUUUUUCGAAGGGCAGAGAUCAGGAAGGUUACCGCAUACGCAACGAAUGAAAUGGAGGAAAGAUUCUGCUCUACGUGAUGGCCUAGAUGUUAAUAUGGAUCUGACCGGAGGUUACUAUGAUGCCGGUGACAAUGUGAAAUUUAACUUUCCGAUGGCUUUCAGCACAACAAUGUUGUCAUGGAGUGUUAUAGAAUUUAGAAAAUCAAUGGGUUCAGAACUUCCGCAUGCCUUGGAAGCCAUUAGAUGGGGGACUGAUUAUUUGCUCAAAUGCACUAGUGUUAGAGGUUCUGUUGUUGCUGUAGUCGGUGACCCUAAUGGUGAUCACACUUGUUGGCAAAGGCCUGAAGACAUGACCACUCCUCGAACAUCUUACAUAGUGACUACACAAAAACCAGGUUCUGAAGUUGCAGCUGAGAUUGCAGCCGCACUCGCAGCUUCUUCCAUGGUGUUUCGUCGUUCUGACAAUGCUUACUCCAGGUCACUUCUUAAGCGAGCAAGACAGGUGUUUGCAUUUGCUAACAAAUAUAGGGGCUCUUACAAUGACAGUAUUGGCAGUGGAGCAUGCCCAUUUUACUGCGACAUCAGUGGCUACAAGGAUGAAUUGAUUUGGGGAGCAGCAUGGUUAUGCAAGGCAACUAAGAGUCCUAAGUAUUGGAACUAUGUAAAACAGAACACAAACACCAUGAAUUCGGUGUCCCAUGUAGUCCUAAGAAAUGUGGAAGGCCAAGCAGUUGCUUACUAUGGCGGAGAUGUCACCGAAUUUGGAUGGGAUGCAAAGCAUGCUGGCAUUAACAUACUUGUUUCUAAAUGGUUGAUGAGACACCCCGCAGCCGAGUCCAAUCCCUUUAUCGCCAAAGCCAAUGGGCUUAUUUGCUCCAUUCUGCCUGAAUCACCUACUCCCAAAUCAGUCACAUACUCACCAGGUGGGCUCUUGUUCAAACCCGGAAGCAGUAACUUGCAACAUACAACAGCUUUAUCUUUUCUUCUACUAGUUUAUGCUCGCUAUAUGACAGCUGCAAGCAAAGUUGUAAGCUGUGGUAACAAUGUUGUCGUCAAACCAGCUAGGCUGGUAGAAUUCACCAAAGGACAGGUUGAUUAUAUACUGGGGAGCAAUCCUAACAGGAUGUCAUACAUGGUAGGAUAUGGUACUAGAUUUCCCCAGAAGAUACAUCACCGCGGAUCAGUGAUACCUUCGAUGGAUAAACUCCCGCAAAAUAUGCAGUGUCAUGAAGCAGACAUGUAUUUCAAAGCUCCGACGCCGGAUCCAAACUUGCUCAUAGGUGCAGUCGUUGGAGGACCAGCUGAGGAUGAUACAUUUGAAGAUUCUCGAUAUAAUGUUGCACAAUCGGAGCCUACCACUUACAUCAAUGCACCACUUGUUGGUGUUUUGGCUCACUUCAAAUCACCAUCUUUCUAA
This is a messenger RNA of Fragaria vesca subsp. vesca, 1491 nucleotides long. Its product is annotated as endoglucanase 8-like. NCBI's taxonomy places the organism in Eukaryota, Viridiplantae, Streptophyta, Magnoliopsida, Rosales, Rosaceae. The record is from RefSeq and is a predicted model, not a curated record. The coding region runs from base 1 to 1491 and encodes 496 amino acids. Gene Ontology annotation, biological process: carbohydrate metabolic process. Gene Ontology annotation, molecular function: hydrolase activity, hydrolyzing O-glycosyl compounds. The transcript has 7 exons.